Bacillus rossius redtenbacheri is the source of this 6565-nucleotide messenger RNA. RefSeq lists its product as uncharacterized. Gene Ontology annotation, biological process: chemical synaptic transmission. The transcript has 21 exons. The coding region runs from base 270 to 4070 and encodes 1266 amino acids. Lineage: Eukaryota; Metazoa; Arthropoda; Insecta; Phasmatodea; Bacillidae. The record is from RefSeq and is a predicted model, not a curated record. Gene Ontology annotation, molecular function: protein binding. Gene Ontology annotation, cellular component: plasma membrane; dendritic spine; cytoplasm.
UACGUCUAAUUAAAUGUAGCAUACCCAUUGCAGUCUGGUAAAUUUAAAGGUUUUGAGUGGUGGUGGUAACAUUAAAUAUUGUUGUAUUUUAAUUAUAGUCUGAGCUGUCAUUUGAGGCCGUUAAAGGAGAGCGUGCUGUAUUCGCAGAAUAUUCUUAUCAGGCUCCGACUUCGACCGAAGCCACUCCCCCGGCAGCCUUUCUUCCAGUCAGCUGAGCCGCAGUCAGGCACCAUGUGACGCAUGUGAGUGGUAAUGUGAAUUUGUGUGCCAUGACAAGUCUCUUGCAACUGGACAACUUGGAUUGCACCAGCACCACCAGUGAGCACAUCACCAAGCUAUUUCCCAAGUGCAGACCGCGAGACGUGAACCUCAACGCUGUUUCAACACAGGAUGACAGCAAUGAAAACACUAUUGUCGUGAUGGACGAUGAUAAUGACAGGUGCGCUCGCCGGGGGGUCCCGGACGACGGCGGGCGCGCGGAAGAGGAAGACGAGGCCCGUCGCCGGGGGGGCUGCGACGAGGACGACUCGUCCGACGGUGACGAGGAAGAGGAGGAGGAGGACCUGGUGAUCGACCACACGGGCGGCGGCGACGGGAGCCCGCCGCGCAAGCCGCGCGACUCGCGCGUCAUCGAGAUCGCCGGCGGCCGCGAGCUGUUCUCGCAGAGCCGCAGCCGCGCGGUGAAGAAGGCGCGGCUCGGCGACGACAUGGAGCGGGGCAAGAGGGGCAAGACCCAGGGCGUGUGGGAGCUGAGAGCGAGGUGCGCGGACGCCAAGAAGCAGCGCGGGGCGCGCGAGGUGACGGAGACGGUGUUCUCGACGGAGGUGCGGUCGGUGCGGCACCAGCGAGGGGGGGCAGCAGCGGACGGCCGGGGGGAGGUGGUGGUGUUUGACGACAUCGGCGAGGGCUGGCAGGGCCUGCGGCUGGACCUGCAGGGCGCGGGGCAGAACGGCGGCCGCGAGCCGGGCUCCUCCGCGGGCUCCUCGCCCUCCGCCCAGCCCCACCACCGCAACGCCACCGACUUCUUCAAGGCGGUGACGUCGGCGUCGGACCUGGACGGCGACUCCUUGUCUCCGGAGCACGGCGACGGCGGCAAGGUGGCGCGCAUCAUCGGCAGCCUGCCCAUCGCGGAGUACGAGGGCUCGCCCCGGCGCUACGGGCCCCGGCCGCCUGACGCCUCCCCCCCGCCGUCGCACCCGGUGCUGCCCAGCGCCCAGAGCCUGCUGGCGUCGCCCUCCGUGUACCCCCCGCGCCCGGGCUUCCCCCAGCGAGUGGUGGCGACGCCGUCGGAGCCGGACGGCGCCCUCUCACCGGGCGGCGGGGCGUUCGACUACCUGUACGAGUUCUCGGAGACGCGCAAGGUGCUGGAGGAGUUCUUCCGGCGGCCCGAGGACGCGGGCGAGGACCCGGGCUUCCGGGAGCUGGAGUACGAGCUGCGGCGCCAGGCGGGAGCGGGCAGCGCCUACGUGGGCCAGCGGCUGGCCAAGGCAGCGGCCGCGGCGAGGCGCGCCGAGGGGGGGGACCUGUCCCCGGGCAAGCUCGGCAACGGGGGCCUCGAGUCCGACGCCCUGCAGGACUCGGAGGCCCACUUCCUGGACCUGUCGGCGGACACGGCCUCGACGGAGGACCUGGGGGAGACGGAGGUGGGGCUCCAGGUGGGGCACAGCCGCAACUUCACGCUGUCGCCCGAGACGACGGACUGCGACUCGAACUGCGGGGACCUGGACUCGGAGGUGUCGCUGCUGCUGGAGGGCGACGGCGGGGGGGUGGUUGGGGCCCCGGGGGCCGGCGGCGGCGGCGGGGGCGAGCCGGGGGCCCCGCCGGACCCCGCCCGCCUCUACUCCAGCAUGCCGGUGCUGGAGGACGGCCUCUCGUCGGGCCACGCCUCCGACACGGACAACAACCCCACCGUGCUGCUCAUGAGGCGCCAGAUCACGGAGAUCGAGCGCGAGAUCGUGCAGCGCGGCGCCCGCCACAAGAUGUCGGCCGCCGCCGGCUCCUCGUCCCCGGACGAGGCGGUGGGCCCCCGGGACUUUGCCCCGGGCAAGGAGGUGGUCGCCGAUGGCCCGGCGGAGGACGUGUUCAGCGUCGGGAAGGUGCGGGAGAACUCCUACAGCGCACCUGAUCCGGAGCUGGAAGCUCUCGACCCGCUUGGCGGCGCGCAGAUGACGCCGCCGCCCCCCGCCCCCCAGCCCCACCGCGGGGCGGGCGCCGUGGAGGCUGCCCUCAAGGACAUCCGCCUGGCGCUCCAGCGCACCAAGGCUCUCCCCAUCAGGAGCCCGACGACGGAGGAGCCCAUCGAGGACGCCGCCAGCCCCGUCUGGGUACCGAGGAGGAGGGUCAUCGCUAACGGCGACUCGGAGCCGCGCAAAGGCCCCGGAGAGGAGGGAGUCGAGGAAGAGGCUGAUACUGACCUUGAAACUGAUCGUCUUUUGGGGCAGCAACGGACAGAUGACCACGGCUUCUUCGAUGAUAAAGUGGGCUGGCGAAAGCCAAAGUCUCGAACUGUCAUGCCCUCCGUCAUCGCCACCAACAACAACAGCAGCAACAACAACAACAACAACAACAACAGCUGCAGCAGUAGCAGCAGCAGCAGUAGCAGUAGCAGCCACAACAGCAGCAGCAACGUCAAUAACAACAACAACAACAACAAUAACAACAACAACAGCGGCAGCACCAAGACCUCGACCCCGCUGGCGGCGAGCAAGCGGCUCCCUGCGGCCCCCGCCCCCCUCCCCGCCCCCGCGCUCGAGCCCUGCCCCACCCCGCCCCCCGUGGCGGGGGCCAGCGCCCCGGAGCCGCCCGCCAGCGCCGCCGCGGGGGAUGAGCCCCCGGAGAAGGGGCUGUCGCCCCAGAAGGACCCCGCCGCCACCGGCAAGAGCAAGAAGGACAAAGACGGGAGCAAAAAGAAAGGCCGUAACAAGGAAGUGAUGAUCCAUGAACCGGCAGUGCUGAUAGAAGGCGUGCUGUUCAGGGCGCGCUACCUCGGCUCCACGCAACUCGUGUGCGAGGGGCAGCCCACCAAGACGACGCGCAUGAUGCAGGCGGAGGAGGCCGUCUCCCGCAUCAAGGCACCAGAGGGUGAAACCCAACCUAGUACAGAAGUUGACUUGUUCAUUUCAACAGAAAAAAUUAUGGUCCUCAACACAGAUCUGAAGGAGAUCAUGAUGGACCACGCCCUCCGCACGAUCUCGUACAUCGCGGACAUCGGCGACCUGGUGGUGCUGAUGGCGCGGCGGAGGUUCGUGCCGCACGACGUGGAGGAGCCGCCCAAGGUCAACCGCACGCCCAAGAUGAUCUGCCACGUGUUCGAGAGCGAGGAGGCGCAGUUCAUCGCCCAGUCGAUCGGCCAGGCCUUCCAGGUGGCCUACAUGGAGUUCCUGAAGGCCAACGGCAUCGAGGACCACAGCUUCGUCAAGGAGAUGGACUACCAGGAGGUGCUUAACUCCCAGGAGAUAUUCGGGGACGAGCUGCAGAUGUUUGCCAAGAAGGAGAUGCAGAAGGAAUGUUGGGCGUGCUCGCAGGUGGUGGUGCCCAAGGCGAAGGGGGAGAUCCUGGGGGUGGUGAUCGUGGAGUCGGGCUGGGGCUCCAUGCUGCCCACCGUGGUGAUCGCCAACCUGGCGCCGGCGGGGGCCGCCGCCCGCUGCGGCCAGCUCAACAUCGGGGACCAGAUCAUCGCCAUCAACGGCGUGAGCCUGGUGGGGCUGCCCCUGUCCACGUGCCAGAACUACAUCAAGAACACGAAGAACCAAACCGUGGUGAAGCUGACGGUUGUUCCUUGCGCCCCCGUCGUGGAGGUGAAGAUCAAGAGACCGGACACCAAGUACCAGCUGGGCUUCAGCGUCCAGAACGGAGUGAUCUGCAGCCUCUUGCGCGGCGGCAUAGCGGAGAGAGGGGGCGUGCGUGUGGGGCACCGCAUCAUCGAGAUAAACAACCAGAGCGUGGUGGCCGUCCCGCACGAGAAGAUAGUCAACCUGCUGGCCACGUCUGUCGGAGAGAUCCUGAUGAAGACGAUGCCAACUUCGAUGUUCCGCCUGCUGACGGGCCAGGAGACGCCAGUGUACAUUUAAAAGUGAACCUCGCUUGGAUAUUUUUUUUUAGCGUGGGGGGGGGGGGGGGGGGGGGGAAGGAGUGCGGUGUCGUUGACAUUCGACCAGCCGCUGCUGCUCAGCUGCUGAAUGAGCCAAUUCUAAAAAAAAUAUAUCCCACUCUCGCACGCGUAGCGCACUAUCUCCAUGCUCCAAGCAUCUGCGCAGUGCGUGUUUGCGCGUUCGUGGCGGCAGAUCCGCUGCCAGUGCACGCUCGCGCGCGGAAGUAUCCGUGCGGUUUUAACGGCCUCAGUGGUGCCACCUAGCGGAAACGGUGCUAUCCUCCGUUCGGAGCGGAGUUUGCUGUAGGAAGUAGGCAGCGGCUUGCAGCACCCUGUAUUUAUUACUUUCCUUUAGCGAUCGCACAUCUAAUGCCAAAGAAAAAACUAAACCAGUGCUGCCUGACGUUCGGAGAGCUCGAGAGUGCCUAUCUCUUCGGCAGCAAACCGGAAGAAAAAUACUGAAGCCGAUGAACUUCUCAAAACAAGUGUUUCCUAGUCAUUUUCUCUGUGGAACUGAAAUAGCAACCAAAAAAAAAAUGGUGUCAUAUUGUAUUGUUUUAUAUAUAUUUUUUUGUUUUAAUUUUUUUAAUGUAACAAUUGUGUUUAAUGAAAUUUUUUUAUACGUUUAUUUUGUAUUUCUUUGUGUAACUUCUGUGAUUUUAAAAUGUAACAAUCUACUCGCAUCGUGGAAAGGGUAUCGAAAUUAACUAGUCAGCUUACAUGUAUGUGGAAUAAGCAUAUUAACAGUCUGAGGAGGACAGAACAACAUUUAUUCAAAAGAAUGUAUCUUGUGCUAAUUAUGUUACCCAUAAUGAAAUGAAAGAAUCAGGUCGGUAAAGGACUUUUUUUUUUCUAAAAAAAGGUGUGUUCAAAAUUACAAUUUAUAUAUUUAAAAAAAAAAAAAACAUUUCUCCUUGCGUGUUUUCCUUGCACCCAGAAGUAAGAGCAGAUAUCAAGUUUUACCGCUGCUCUGCUUCGUUGGGGAGUUGGGGGUGUGUGUGUGGUGUUUAGUCGAUACCUGUUAGCCGCGCUGUUCGCUGUGUUGUGUUUGACGUCGGGCGUGGCAGAGCUGCCGUGCUAAGUGCCUACAGUCUGAUGGCAUCGGAAGGGAGAUUUACACAUGCACGGGACAGCAGUUCUUACGAGCCUGUAACAACUGGAGGACAGCUUCCGAUAGGCUGUUGGGGGAUUCCUUUUCCUUUCCAGUUUUGAGUUCGCGCUUAAGAAGCAAAUGGGGCCAGCGAUAAUUACCAAACAUUUUUUUUUUUCCAAGCUACUGAUAUCCAUGAAAAAUAAGGACAAACUAAUCAAACUAAUAGUUGAUGAUGUUAGCUUCAGAUAUUGUGACUCUGUGCUGCUUGAUACAGUUAUAAUUAUUCUCGGUGGAAAAGUGAAGGACACAAAACUCAUGUUUUUCACCAGGUCGUACAUCACACUGUAAUGUAUGAUUUCCUUGUAUUUAUGUAACUUUUCAUUCAGAGGACAACAUUUUUAUUUUCGUAUUUUUGUCUCCUGUGUGUACUAGGAAUAUUGUACGCAACAAAUAUAUAACUGUUCAUACAGCACAAAGUGAAUACUAUAUAAUAUGAAGUAUGAUGCAUCACAAUUAAUGAGAAAUUAUAUCUUGCAUAACUUUAUUGUGUGACACUAUAAACUCACCUUAAAUUCCCUUGCCUUUUCAUAUUCCCAGUUUUAUGUUACCAUUUGUGUAUCAAUAUUUAUUUUGCAGGUGUAUCUGUGAGUAUGUCGCUCUAUCAUGUAAAAACAGUUGUUAAAACAUUAAUAUAUUUUGAGUAAUUGAAAUUUGUUGUUUCAUUUUUUUUUAAUCAUUGUCCCUUGUGUUAUGGUAGGUUGUAUCUUUGGAAGUGUAAAAUUCCACCCACAGUAAAAUACAUGGAAUAAAAAAAGCUGGCAAGUUAAAGCAGGUGUGAUAAAUCUAUGUGCUAGGUAGAUAUGAGUGCUGCAAUAACAGCCUGAAGUUAAAAUUUUAAUUUUUGUUGAAUCUUUUCAUCCUGUACCGCACGCACAACCUCCGUAGACUGUGUGAAUAGUAGGUUUUUUGAUGCGAAGCUAAUAUCAAAUUGAAUUUUUAAAAUAUUCAAAAAGUCAAAUCAAAUUGUGAAUAUUGUUCUCAGCAAGGUUUUAUUUCAGUUAUUUUAUAAUAUAUUGAAUUGAAGUAAAUAAAAAAAAAUAAAAUAUGUUAAUGUUUGAACUGAUGAAGUGAUCAACCAAUUGGGAUCUAUAUAUAACACCAUUCAAUAAAAAUAGUAAACGAACAAUGCAUAAUAUGAAUAUUGAGCAUUUAUAAAAGAAAACCAGAGUGCCACUUUUAUUUAUUAUUAUUAUUGUUAUUAUUCAUUUUAAUUUUAAGUAACCAACUCUGUCUGUGCAAAACAUACACAACACACAAAAAGAUAAAAAAAAAAAUUUUGAGCAAACAUUGGGCUUGCAUGUUUUAAAGCUCAGCAACAAACG